This is a messenger RNA of Drosophila innubila, 2685 nucleotides long. RefSeq names its product nuclear pore complex protein Nup93-1. Gene Ontology annotation, molecular function: structural constituent of nuclear pore. The record is from RefSeq and is a predicted model, not a curated record. Gene Ontology annotation, biological process: protein import into nucleus; poly(A)+ mRNA export from nucleus. The coding region runs from base 98 to 2638 and encodes 846 amino acids. Gene Ontology annotation, cellular component: nuclear pore. The transcript has 5 exons. Lineage: Eukaryota; Metazoa; Arthropoda; Insecta; Diptera; Drosophilidae.
AAAGCAACUAUGCGUAUAGCCGGCGUGCGGCGAGUUUAGAAAUUUUGACAAUUUGUUUUUCACGAUUUUCGUUGUUAAAUUAAUAUAAUUGUUAGUUAUGGAUCUAAACGAAUUGCUGCAACAGGCGCAGCGCCUGACAAAUGAGACCAAAAUGGACACCGAACUGCCCCGCGUGGAGCGUACACUGUCGCAAGUGCUUCAAGCCACACAGGAGUUGCAUUCGCGCGUCACGCAGACAGGCACAAAUGAUUUGCAGGCACACAUAUUGCUUGGAUCCAGAGGUGUGGAUCUACCAAAGUUGACACAAAAGCUAGAAUCGUUAAGUGCCCGCAAAUCUUUCGAGCCACUGAAUCCGGUUUCCGACACCGAUGUGGAGGGUUAUCUAAAGAACGAACGCGAGAAUGCCAUUAUUGCAGUAAUUGAAGAGACCAACGUCAACAUAUUUAAAUCGGUGGAUCGGAACAGGAUGCGUUGCAUUUAUGCAGAGUGGGGCGAGGAUAAGGAGCGUCUGCUCAAUGCCCUGGUCGGGCCCAAUCAGGAAGACUUUCCCGAUGUGCAUCGCCAGAUGGUGUCAACUGUUUUGCCACAGGAAGCCUUACCACGAUCCCGUCUUAAUCGCAUUGAGUCUCUAUACGCUCAAGAGAUUUGCGCCUACAACCAAUUUAAAACUGCUUACAUUCAGCAGAGCAGCCAUCGUCCUAAUCUUCUCACCAAACUUACCCAGCUGGCGAAGGAGAAGCUAAACGACAUCGAUAAUCAAGUGCCCGAAAUGUGGAGCGUACUCUCGUACAUGGCCAAUGUGUCGCCUUUAGUGCGCAACUCGGAUCCCAUCAAGGCACGACAGACUGGGCCACAAUUUGUCCAGCAAGCACUCGCCUAUCUAGAGCAAUGCUAUAAGCAAUACAUGAACACAGUCAUCCAGAAGAAUCGUCUUGUCGGCCUUCGUGGCGGCAUUCCCAAUGUCUACAACACGGUCAGCUCAUUUGUCAGCAUUAGCUUUCAGUUGCCACAGUCCUUGGUCGGCCUGCUCGACAUCUCAAAUGGUCGUCCACUCUGGUCUCUUGUCUAUUACAGUCUGCGCAGUGGUGAUCUUGGCGCUGCCGUUCAGUUUCUUAAAGAAGGCGGCGUUUGUCCGGAUCUUCUGAAGCUGUUGCAGCACAAGCAGCAACAACAGAAGCAUCAGCAAUCGCAUCAGCAGCUGGGCGACCAGGAGAGGCCCCACACCAAGCUGGAAGGUCAGCUAAAGCUCGAGUACAACAAUAAAUUGCGUGUGUGCACGGAUCCAUAUAAGAAGGCGGUGUAUGCCAUUGUGUUGGCCUGUGAUCCGCACGAGCCCCACCAGGAAGUCGUCCGCACCAUCGAUGAUUUCCUAUGGAUGCAGCUGUCGAUGCUCUGCACAGCUGAACGCUCUGAUUAUCAUAUCGAGCGUCUGAGUUACGGUGGCCUACAGUCUCUCAUACUGGAUAAAUAUGGCGAGAAUUAUUUCAAUGCACGAGAGAAGACGCCACUAUACUUCCAGGUUCUUGUGCUCACGGGACAAUUUGAAUCGGCCAUUGAGUUUUUGGCCCGCACAGAUGUGAAUCGUCCGCAUGCCGUCCACAUGGCCAUCGCUCUAAAUGAGCUCUCGAUGCUCGGCACACCGAGCUCAGUUCAGCAGCCUCUGCUCAGUGCUGAUCCACAGGAUCCGGCGCCAAUGCGACGCCUUAACUUGGCCCGUCUCAUCAUCAUGUACACGAAAUGCUUUGAGCAAACCAACACCAACGAGGCGCUCCAGUAUUAUUACUUGUUGCGAAAUUUCAAAGCAGUCGAUGGACGCAAUUUGAUGCUUACUUGCAUCUGUGAUUUGCUCGUCGAGAAUUGUGAUGAUCAACUGUUGCUAUUGGUGUUUGGCAAUCCCGAUCCCCAUGAUCCAUGGGGCUACAGCGGUGGCAUCUUUGCACAGUUUAGCAACAUGGUGCAAGAUAAGCAUGUGCUAGCCACCAUGGUGGGUGAUGAACUAGCGCAACGCACCAAAUUUGAGGCGGCCAUCAAGCUGUACUUUAUUGGCGGCCAGCUGGAGAAGGCACUGCGUUUGUUGUGCUCCCUGUUGACACAGGUGGUGCAUCAGCCGGCACGACAGGGCAGCAUGCGGGAGCACCUUGUUGACAUCACGGAGCGCAUGAAUCUGGCAUUGGCCAAGCGUAAAUUGGAUGUGGAUGACCAUGUGUUGGGCACAUAUCAAUUGCUGUCACAGCUUAUGAAAUUCUUUGACUAUUAUCAUGCUGGAGAGUCACGUCUCGCCACCGAGGUACUGGCCAAGCAUCGCAUUAUCCCUGACAACUGCCGGGAGGUUGACAAUUGUGUGAGCAGCCUGAAACUGGUUGGUGCUGAUAUCAUCAAAGUUCUGCCCGAUGUUCUGCUCGCUGCCAUGGACCUCAUCUACAUGGAGUAUCAACAAGUCAAGACCGGCCAUGGCAGCGCUCCCCACGACGAAACCAGCCAAGGACCAGGACAGGGUCAUAGCGACAGCAAGGAAGAGCUUCUCAUGAACUUACGGCAACGUGCCAAGGCGUUGACCAACAUGGCAGCCACAUUACCUUAUCGCAUGCCCUCGGACACAAACAAUCGCCUCGUGCAGCUCGAAAUUCUGAUGCACUGAAGCAUUACAAAAACCAAUUAAAUUGAACAAAUGAAACUGCCAAACAA